AAUGGGUACUAAAAGGAAGAACAUGGAGGAUGAAAUGUCUCGAUUUGAGGCAGAAAUCUCGAGUGCAACAGUGUCGUAUAGUGCGAUGCCAGCUCCGGCACAGCCAGCAGUAUCUGGCAAUCCUUUCAUACCAUCGCAGGUACGAACGGUCAUCGGAUCGCAAACGUACAGUCAAGUGCAACAAAAACUGUCUCAAGUUCCACCAAGGCUACCACCACCGCCAAUGCCCCCAUUUAUGCCAGCCUUCAGUGCUCAACCGCAACCACUAUUGCCUCAGAAGUCGUAUGCUACCGAACCCACGCCGGUUAUUGUUAGCAGUGCACCGAAGCUGUACACUGCCCGUCCUACCGUGGGCAUUGCGACGAAGUCAGAUUCAUCUUCGGGUCCAUCGAGCAGUUCCACAUCGGCUGUCCAAUCGUACGAUAUAGCAAACAUUCAAUACGAAGUGACUACAAAGAUCAAGAAACCUAAAAUGGAAAAGUCUGGUCCAAAUCCAAUAGCGGAAGAAGCGAUUAAAGCCGCCCGGGCCUCUUCAGCGCUGCAAUCGUUCGGCAACAGUGAAAGACGGGGCAAGAAAGAUAAAAAACAAACGGUACGCGUAGCCGGUGGACAGACCUGGGAAGACAUGUCGCUAUCAGACUGGCCGGAGGACGAUUUUCGUAUAUUUUGCGGCGAUCUCGGGAAUGAUGUGAACGAUGAACUGCUGACGCGCACCUUUAACAAAUAUCCCUCUUUUCAACGUGCCAAAGUGAUACGUGAUAAGCGUACGAGCAAGAGCAAGGGAUACGGGUUCGUGAGCUUCAAGGAUCCGCAGGACUUCAUACGUGCCAUGAAGGAGAUGGACGGACGCUACGUGGGAAGUCGACCAAUCAAGCUACGCAAAAGCACGUGGAAAAAUCGUAGCAUCGAUGUGGUGCGGAAGAAGGAAAAGGAAAAACAAGCGCUACUCAGCCUCUUCAAUCAGAGCUAGUGAACAUCAUCGAGGGAACAUGUUUGUUGGAUGGACAGCAUUUUAAUUGAUCCUUCUUCAAUUUC
This is a messenger RNA of Anopheles maculipalpis, 1035 nucleotides long. Its product is annotated as RNA-binding protein 42. NCBI's taxonomy places the organism in Eukaryota, Metazoa, Arthropoda, Insecta, Diptera, Culicidae. The record is from RefSeq and is a predicted model, not a curated record. Gene Ontology annotation, molecular function: mRNA binding. The transcript has 5 exons. The coding region runs from base 2 to 970 and encodes 322 amino acids.